ACUAGCUUUGAAAAAUAUUAGUGGAAUACCUGUUUAUAAGUUAUUUCUAGCCAAAAUGUGGCUGGAUUUAACGUGCAGUUUAUUCAUUCUGUGGGUUGGAGUUGCCAAGGCCCAGCCGGUCAACCUAUGCACAGAAAGCCCCGAAUUAUAUUACCAAUGUAAGGGGACGUCAAAAUGUAUUUCACGGUCCUGGUUCUGCGAUGGUACGCCAGACUGUCCCAGUGGCGAUGAUGAAGGCCCACUUUCAUGCCCGCUCUGCCCAGCUGGCCAGUUUGAAUGCGCUGUGGAUAAAACCUGUAUCCCUCAAGCGUGGCAGUGUGACGGCCGGCCCGACUGCCAUGAUGGUUCAGACGAAAGCCAGGAAACUUGCGAUCAGUUGAAGCGACGACCGUGGUCCGGAGCAGGUUUUCCGGUUCAUUUCAAAUGCCGGCCAAAUCAGUAUCAGUGCCCAGGUACAACCACUUGUAUUGAUAUGGAAAAGGUCUGUGAUGCUCGCAAAGACUGUAUAAGAGAUGGUGCAGAUGAGGGAUACUUCUGCACGAAUGCGGACUGUGGCACUAAGAACUGUCCCGAGAAGUGUAAGGAAACUGUGGAGGGUGCUCUGUGCUAUUGUAAAGAUGGCUCUCAGUUUAAUAAAAAUACAUCUCUGUGUGAAGACAUGAAUGAGUGUUCAUACGAAGGUUACUGUGAUCAGAACUGUAGUAAUUCAGUGGGCUCAUACACGUGUUCUUGUACCGAUGGUUACCAGUUACAAGAUAAAACUGCCUGCAAGGCUGUCAACGACCCCCAUGGCACAAAGGAAGUGCUCCUCGUGGCGAGCAUGGACGGUAUUCAGCAGUACUCGACUGACGGAACGAAGUUACAGAGCUUUUCCCAGCAGCAAGCGCAGGCAAUGGACUUCAACCAUCGGAAUCAAUCAAUCUGCUGGGUGCGGCUAGGUGCGUCUCCGAUCUCUGGCACAGCCAUGUUAAUGUGCAGUAGCAUCGACCUUAAACAAACCUGGAGCAUCAAAACGCAGUAUAAACUGAAUGAUGUUGAACAGAUGGCUCUCGACUGGGUCACUGGUAACUGGUACUUCACUGACAAAGUCAUUGGACGCAUCUUUGUCUGUACGGGGACCGGCAAGCGCUGCCGGACAAUCCUCUACACGAGCCAUCCAGGCGAUAUAAAGUUGGAUCCACAGAUGGGGUUCAUGUUCUUCACGAAAUCGGGCAGCAGUGCGAAAGUAUCGCGGGCAGCCAUGGACGGUAGUGGCAAGGAGACGGAACUCGUAUCCAAAAUGAUCACACGGCCACGUGGUUUGACGCUGGAUUACGCCAACAAACAUGUCUACUGGACUGACACGUACGCAAACUACAUCCAGAGGAUCACAUAUUUUGGAAAGCAGCGGACUGUAAUAAUGACUGGAAAAUGGGUUGACAACAUAUUUGGCCUCGCCAUCCUGGAAAAUAUUAUCUACGGCACAGAUCAACAGAACGGUAGCAUUAUUCGCUUCCACCGUCACAAGCACAUGAAGGUGGAACCAUCUGCCAUCGUCUCACGGCAGUUGAAGAUACCCCGAGCAAUUAGCAUUUAUCACAGGCAGAGGCAGCCCAAAGUCUUCAACCAAGCUUGUGCAAACAAGGGUGGCUGCUCCCAUUUCUGUUUUCCUGUCUAUAACAAGACGUUGCACGCAUCUUCUCCAAAAUGUCAAUGUGAAAUCGGUUUCCGGCUCGUCAACAACACAAAAUGCAUAGCCACAAACAGUUCAAACUUCCUGAUCUACAGCAGUUCACGUCUAAAACUCAUCCGUGGAAUAUCCCCGAAUAAAUCUGAUACUGUCGACGCCAUGCCACCAUUGGUCGACAUCAACAACCCCGGAGCGGUUUCGUACCAUGCGGCGGAUGGAUUUAUUUAUUAUUGCCACGUGCAUCUGUCACAGGGGCGGAUCGGGAGGAGGAAGGUCGAUGGGUCGAUGCGCAAUGAUAGCUUCAUCAGUAAACGCAUCAAGCAGUGCGAAGGUCUAGCUGUCGAUUGGAUUGGGAACAAUAUUUUCUGGACUGAUGGUCCGUUGAAGUUGAUUAGCGUGGCAAGUCUCGUCGACCCAAACAUCCGGAAGGCGGUCAUCAGCGAGGGGUUGACCCACCCGAGAGCCAUUGCAGUUGACCCAGAUGAUGGUCACAUGUACUUCACGGACUGGGUGAAAAGUUCCGACAGCUCUGACGCGUUGAGCCAUCUUGCAAAAAUCUGGCGUGCAGGUCUAGACGGGUCCAACAUGCAAGUGAUCGUUGAUGCCAGUCGACCUUGGCCGCUGUACUGGCCGUGCGGCUUGGCGUUAGAUCUGAAGAAACGUGACGUCUACUGGGCCGAGGCUUAUUAUGACAGGAUAGAGAAGAUCACUAUGGAUAGCUUGCAGACUGGUCACACGCCGGAGAUGGUCCUCCAAAAGCACCCCGACCUGAAACACCCUCUUGGUCUCGCCCUCAACAACAACUCCCUCUAUUGGUCCGAGAUAUCAAAGAUCGUCGAAUUCAAUUUGACGUCGAAAAGAAAUGUUUCAAGUCUACGAAGCGAUGCGUACAGUUAUUUUGACCUGAAGUUCUUCAGCAAAGCAAGCCAACCAGUAUCGCAUUCAGUCUGUGCCCAUCAUAAUGGUGAUUGUAGUGACCUCUGUCUGCAGAACUCAUCCCUAAUCCGCUCUUGUCAUUGUCGGGAUGGGUAUAAGUUCAAGAAAGGAUCCGACUUGGAGUGUGAACCUAAUCCCGAUUACAACCACACGACAGGGUGCCGCCGAGAUAUGGAGUUCCAGUGUCUGCGCUCUGGCGUGUGUAUCCCCAAGGAAAGUCUGUGCGAUGGAGAGCAGGAUUGCCAAGAUGCGUCGGACGAAGACCGUGUCAAGUGCAUGGCGAAACCUUGUGAUGAUCCUGAGCGAAUGCACCGCUGCAUGAACAACCGUUGCAUCUACAGUCGCUGGUUAUGUGACGGAGAGGACGAUUGCAGGUCCGGCCAACUCGAUGAUGAAGACCCUGCCAAAUGUACCAAUAAGACUUGUCCUGAGAAAUACCGUCGGUGCAGUGAUACAGGCCGAUGUUACCCGCCGGAGUGGUACUGCGAUCAUGACUAUGAUUGUGAGGAUCAUUCAGACGAACCAGCGCAUUGUCAUGAUGUGACGUGUAGCUGGGACCAGUACCGCUGUAAUAACUCACAGUGUAUCCCAGCAUCCUAUGUCUGCGAUGGUGACGGUGACUGCAAAGAUGGGUCAGAUGAGACGGACUGCCAGGGCAAAUACAAUUGUAACAACGAAACCGAAAUCACUUGUAAGAAAGGUGGCCGAUGUCUUCCUAAGUACUACCGCUGUGAUGGCCUCAUGAAUUGUGAGGAUGGCUCUGAUGAGGAAGACUGCGUGUGGGACCAGAAUGGUGGACACGGUCAUUUCCCAGAAAAUGCGUUCCCGGAUCGUAACCCCGAUUACAGCAUUGAUGCGCCUUGGACUUAUCCAGAUGAGUUCAACUUCCAAUGUGAGGAGAGCGAGUUUAAAUGCAACGACGGAGAAUGUAUCCCAGGAAUCUGGCUGUGCGACCGCGAGGUGGACUGUGGGGACAGCAGUGAUGAACAGCCGAUACAGUCCUGUAACUCAACAGGAACCCAAAGUCCAACCAACCAGUGCGAGCCUGACAAAUUCGGCUGCAAUUCGACAGCGCUUGUUUUCCAGUGUUUCGAGCGGAUGGACGUCAUGUGUGACGGGAUUAAAGACUGUAUGGAUAACUCAGAUGAGACAGCUGAGGAGUGCGGGAACAGACCAAUCCCCUCCGUCUGUAGGCCCGGGGAGUAUGACUGUAUCGGAGGAUCUCCACGCUGCGUCAACUUGACCAAAGUUUGCGACAACCGUCCUGACUGUGACCACGGAGCAGACGAAGGCCUCUUCUGCAGCAAGAAGCUGUGCGAUCUGAGCAGUCCUUGUAGCCACACGUGUCAUAACACGCCUCAGGGUCUGUCGUGCUCGUGUCCGCCAGGAAUGGCCCUGGAUGUCGAUGAUCGGAAUUGCAUUAAGGUAGGGUGUGGCUGGGGCAUCUGUAGCCAGGGAUGCCAGGCACUGAGAGGGAGCAGAGUCUACUGCACGUGCAACGAAGGUUAUAGUAUGGAAGCUGAUGGCUUCACCUGUAAAUCUAACGAUGGCAGAAACCCCUUCCUCAUCUUUUCCAAUCGUCAUGAAAUGCGUCGCCUCGACAUUAAAACCGGAGCGUAUGUGUCGUUGGUGUCUGGCUUGCCGAAUACAAUCGCCCUCGACUUCCACUACAAGAAGCAGAUGCUGUUCUGGACAGACGUCGUGGAUGAUCAGAUAUCCAGUGGGACCAUGAUAUCAAAUACUCUGAACAACAUCAAACCAGUCAUCUCUGUCGGCCUCGCUACGGCGGAGGGCUUGGCAAUCGAUUGGAUCGGUGACAACAUCUACUGGGUGGAGAGCCACCUGGAUCAGAUUGAGGUGGCACGACUGAAUGGCUCGAUGCGGACGACCCUUGUUGCUGGCAAUAUGGAGAGUCCGAGGGCGAUCGUGCUGGACCCAAGAUGGGGCCUGUUGUUUUGGAGCGACUGGCACUCUGCCCGACCGAGGAUCGAGCGUGUUUCAAUGAGCGGCGAAGGCAGGAAGACCAUUGUUGACAUCCGUCCCUUGCACGGUGCAGGGUGGCCCAAUGGGAUGACGUUGGAUUAUGAGAAUGUCCGCCUCUAUUGGAUUGAUGCAAGGUCUGACUCCAUCCACACGGUGAACUAUGAGGGCGGUGACCAUCGCCUCGUCCUCCGUGAUCACACACAUCUCUUCCAUCCAUUCGCGAUCACGACCUUUGGCAAUCAUGUCUACUGGACCGAUUGGAAGACGAAUUCACUUAUCAAGGCUAACAAAUGGAACGGCACCGAUGUCAAGUUUGUCGAUCGUACCAUCACUCAGCCGUUCGAUGUGCACGUCUAUCACUCGUCCCGCCAGCCAGACUGUCCAAAUCCGUGUGAACACAACAAUGGAGGUUGCUCCCAUCUAUGCCUGAUCAACUCGGACCCGAGUCUUGCAAACACGGCACAUAAAACACGUGCAGGAUGCGCUUGUCCUCAUCUGAUGAAACUGAUGGCGGACAAGAAAACGUGUGAGAAAAAUGACAAGUUCCUGCUCUACGCCAAACCAAAUGAGAUUCGUGGCGUAGACCUCAUCGACGCAGACUACAACGUCAUCCCAUCCCUAACGCUACCUCACAUCAGCCGUCCGGCAGCCAUUGAUUACGACACCAAAGAUGGCGGCAAAAUCUAUUGGACGGAUUCAGAGAAGAAUGUUGUAAAUCGUGUGAACCUUGACCUGAGUGGGAUGGAGACGGUCACAGAUUCUGCAUUGGUGGCUAGAAAUGUUUCCGAAAUCCAACAUCCGGAAGGCUUCAUCAUCGACUGGAUCUCUGGGAAUAUGUACUUCUCAACGUAUAACGCCAACGGCGGCAAGGUUUCUGUAUCCACACUAGAUGGCGCCUAUAGAGUCGACCUCGACUUAGUCACCUUGAAACUGAAGAAACCUACAUCUCUUGCUGUCCAUCCCCAAAAAGGGAAACUCUUCAUCGCCGACACAGGGUCGACCAAACCUACCAUUUACUCAGGCAAUAUGGAUGGGAGUGAGAUGGACGUCCUUACGGUUACAACAGCCGCCAUGAUGCCACAAAAUUUGACAGUUGACACGACCAACGACCUCCUGUUCUGGGUCGAUGCGCUGACCAACCACAUCAACUACUGUAACCUGGACGGGACAAAAUUACAGAGCAUCUUGCUACCGAACAUCACCGUGGAUAUGGUGAUCACGGCCAUGACAGUCUACAAGGAGUGGAUCUAUUUCGCGGCCGGGACGCUGCAUAACGGAAUGAUUUAUAAGGUGAAGAAGGACGGGACAAGUCUUAUGAUCGUACGCAAUAACACGGCGCAUGUGAAUAGUUUGAAAGUGUACGAUGCGGACAUUAGGACAGGUGAUAACACAUGCAAUGAAAACAAAGGAGGCUGCGCACAGCUCUGUCUGCCGAAGAGCGCGACGGAGAGCGUCUGCAGGUGCACCCUGGGAUACGUCCUUUCCGCCAGUGAUAUGAAGAGCUGCAUUGGUCUUCAUUCUUUCCUGAUGUAUUCGACGAAUUUUGCGAUCCAUGGACGGUCGUUGAAGCUCCCUGACCAUGCAGCACUCCCACCGAUCUCACAGAUAUCUGAAGUGGUGGCCAUCGACUACUAUGCUGCUGAUGACUACAUCUUCUGGGUAAACAACAAGGCGUCCACGAUCUCCAGAAUCAAACGUGACCUGACGCAGCGUGAGAUCAUCGUGCGUGGAGGACUCAUGGGUGUCGAGGGCCUGGCGGUAGAUUGGGCUGCAGGUAACCUGUACUGGACGGACCAGGGUUUCGGCACGAUUGAGGUUUCGCGCCUGAAUGGUUCAGAUCGCUAUGUGGUCCUGUCCAACGACACGGAUAAGCCAAGCUCCAUUGUAGUCCAUCCUGCCAAAGGCUUGAUGAUCUGGAGCAACUUCGGCACCCGCAACCGGAUCGAAAUCGCCAAUCUUGAUGGGUCAAACCGCCGUGACCUCGUCAAUGAAACAAUCUACCAACCAUCAAGCAUCUACCUCGACUUUGCGCCGGACGGCGAUUAUUUGUACUGGUGCGACCGAGCGAGUAACACGAUUGAGAGGGUCAAGUUGGACGGGAUGGUAGCAAAGGGACGGGUGACAGUUCUGCGGAAUUUGACGUAUUGUAGUGCCAUCGCUGUCUAUGAGGAUUAUGUUUAUUGGACAGAAAUGGAGACUUUCAAGUCACGUGUCAUGCGCACCUUCAAGAACGGCACAACAACAUCGAAUAUGACCUUCAUCAAGGUCAACGACUUUAGCACAAAGAAAAUCCUCAACGAUUUGAAAAUCUUUGACAAAAAUCGCCAGCAGACGACCAACAUCUGCUCUGUUAAAAAUGGCGGCUGCCAGGAUUUGUGUUUCUACCUCGGUGAGGGGAAAAGGAAGUGUGCAUGUGCUCAUGGGAAGGCUUCAGCCAAUGGCACCACGUGCGAAGAUCAUGGUGAGUUCAUCCUAUACUCCAGCAUCUCAAGUAUCGACGGCAUUAACAUCAUGGAUCCGGACAACAAGAAUGCACCAAUCAAAUCCAUCCAAAAUGCCACAUCCAUGUUUAACGUCAUCGGGCUCGCGUUCGACUUCGAAUCAAAGAUUGUCUUCUUUAGCGACCUGAAACGGGGCGAUAUCCAGCGGGUGUUUGCUAAUGGGACUGGAUUUGAGACUGUCGUCUCGGGUGUUGGUUCGGCCGAGGGUCUGGCCUACAAUCCCACCUUCAAGGAGCUCUACUGGACAAGUUAUUCCAACUCCUCCAUCAAUCGUGUCAGCUUCGGGCUGCGUCCAAUGGCAACGGGACCAAACGGUGUGGCUGUUGGUGGCAUGGAAAAAUAUCACAGAGAGACAGUCGUACAGCUGGAUGCUGAUGAUCACCCGCGCUCUAUUGUCAUAGAUACGUGUAAAUCCCUUUUAUUCUGGACCAACUGGAACCCGAAGAAGCCUAGCAUCCAGAGGGCGUACCUGGGCGGCUGGGACGUCAAAGCGAUCAUCACCACCAACAUCCGCGUACCCAAUGGCCUCGUCAUCGACCAUCGCGCCCAGAAACUCUACUGGUCCGAUGCUGGCCUGGAUAAGAUUGAGCGGUGUAACUUUGAUGGGUCAAACCGAACUGUGAUCAUCUCAGUCAUGCCGCAGCACAUCUUUGGCAUGGCCCUCCACGGUGACUACCUCUACUGGACAGACUGGGUAGCUCGUGCUGCUGUCCGUGCCAACAAAUAUGAUGGCUCUGGGACCAAGGUGCUACGGAAGACCGACAGACAACCGAUGGGUAUUGUUGCUUUUGCCGAGGAAACUAACAAUUGCAACCUGAACCCGUGUCAUAGAAACAACGGUGGAUGCGCUGGAACGUGCAAUGUGGACGAAUUUGGCAACGUCAUCUGUAACUGUACCAAGGACGGUAGUUGUCCAGGCAUGAAGAAGGCGUGUGCAUGGGACGACUACCGCUGUGGUAACGGAACGUGUAUAAACAUUGAGAAGACGUGUGAUGGCGUCAGACAUUGUCUUGAUGGUGGAGAUGAGAAGGUGGAUUACUGCCGCCACCGCACCUGCCCCGACAACUACUUCCGCUGCAGCAGCAGCAACAAAUGUCUGAAAUGGUUCAAACACUGCAACCGUAUAGACGACUGCGGUGACAACAGUGACGAGGCCGUCUGCCCGUGUCCGGAUGAUUACUUCCAAUGCAAUAACAAGACAAAGCACUGUAUUCUGCGGAGUCAUGUGUGUGAUCACCAUCCUGACUGCCAGUCUGGCGAGGAUGAGGUCCAUUGUGAUAAUGUCGACUGCAACACGUUCACAUACCACGGCCAGGAGACGUUGAAACUGACGAAGUGUAACACGACCACAGCGUGUGUCAGUCCGGCGUGGCUCUGCGAUGGGGAGAACGAUUGUUGGGAUAAUUCGGAUGAGAAAAAUUGUCCAACGGCCCAGACCAACAAGACCUGUGGAGAAGGCAACUUUGCCUGCGAGUCCGACAAAAAUACUUGUAUCCCGUUGUCGUGGAAGUGUGACAAGAGUCCUGACUGUGCUGAUAAAUCAGAUGAGAAGCAUUGUGACCUCACGUGUGAUGAGAAUCAGAUAAAGUGCGGAACAACAGCCAAUGCCAGCGUCUGCAUCCCCAAGGAGUGGCAAUGUGACGGAGUGAAGGACUGUCUGGAUGGCAGUGAUGAGCCGGAUACAUGCCCUGGUUCUAAGACCUGCCCGCCAUCCUAUUUCACGUGUGACGAUGGUCAUUGUAUCCCUGACGACUGGCUCUGCGACGGGAAUAAGGAUUGUGGGAAGGGUGAAGACGAGAAUGUCACACGGGCAAAAUGUGUUGACAGAACAUGUGGGCCAAAGGAAUUCCGCUGCAUGAGUGGAGAGUGUGUGUGGUUUGAUUUCCGCUGCGACCAUCAUCACGACUGCAACGACAGCUCGGAUGAAGGACCAUUCUGUAAUUACCCGGUGUGCAAGGAUGGGUCUGACGGUAGUGCUGCCACAGAGUACCAGUGCAAGAAUGGCCAGUGCAUACCGCUGAAGCAGAAAUGUGAUGGCCGCUAUGACUGCACAGACCUCAGCGACGAGACGCGAGAACUCUGCACACCCAAAGUUUGCGACAAGAAGUUCUUGUGCAAGAGUGGAAAAUGUUUGAACAAUUCAUUGGUUUGCAAUGGAAAGGACGAUUGUGGAGACUUCUCAGAUGAACAGUAUUGCCAUAUGAACGUUUGUGCGAGUGGCAGCCGUCAAAACCCAUGUGAAUACAAGUGUGUGGAUCUGAUUGCUGGGUACCGAUGUGAGUGCGCUCAUGGCUACAGGCUGAAUAAGGACAACGCCACAUGCUCAGACAUCGAUGAAUGCCAGGAAAACCUGCCGUGCUCCCACUAUUGCUCACCACACAACCACGGACAGCUCCAUACCGGCUUCCGUUGCUCAUGUGCCAAGGGAUUCCAACUCCAGGCUGACAAACGCUCAUGCAAGGUUGAAAAGAUCGCCCCCUAUCUGUUGAUAACGAACCGUUACUACAUCCGUAACAUCACCUUUGAGGGCGAUAUGCAGCUUGUCACGAAGGCGUUAAGUAAUGCGGUGGCAUUGGAUUUUGAUUGGACGGAUCAGAUGAUAUAUUGGUCAGACGUCACGAGCAUGGGGAGUAACAUCAGUCGGAUAUCGCUCCAGACUAAUGCAUCCCGCACGCCUAAACCUGAGGUCCUGCACUCCACCACACUGAGAAACCCUGAUGGUAUUGCCCUCGAUUGGCUGGGCCGCAAUCUAUACUGGUGUGACAAGACAACAGAUACAAUCGAGGUGUCCAAUCUUGACGGGAAGUUCCGCAAAGUGCUGGCGAACACUGGAUUACAGGAACCUCGUGCCUUGGCGGUGCAUCCCCUACGCGGUUACCUCUUCUACACCGACUGGGGCAACAAUGCCCACAUCGGUCGGAUGGGAAUGGAUGGUGGUGACCGCCGUUUCAUUGUCAACCAAGCAUUAGGCUGGCCCAAUGCGUUGACAGUCGAUUACAUCACAGACCACAUCUUCUGGGCUGACGCCAGAUUAGAUUACAUCAAGAUGGCCGACUUAGAAGGCAAAAAUGAACGCGUCAUAAUUGCACAAAACCUGCCACAUAUUUUUGCGUUGACGCAGUUUGGCGAUUACUUGUUCUGGACUGAUUGGGAACAGAAGGGGAUUGAGCGCGCCAACAAGUUCUCCGGGGAAGAUAGGAAGGUGCUGGCAUCCAUGAUUCAUCGACCGAUGGACGUGCACGUCAUUCAUCCAAAACGCCAACCACAGCCUCGGAUCAACCCCUGUCAUAAGGGAGGCGGCUGUAAGAAUCUCUGUCUGAUCAAGAGCGGUGGAAAGGGACGGACGUGUGCUUGCCCCGAGAAUCAUUACCUCGCUGCUGAUGCCGUUAGUUGUAUUUCUAACUGCACAACGUCUCAGUUCAAGUGUCGCGACACAUACAAGUGUAUCCCGUUCUGGAACAAGUGUGAUAGAGUGGAUGAUUGUGGUGACAGAUCUGAUGAAGGCCCAGACUGCCCUCCCUACUUCUGCCCGGAGCCGAACAUGGUUCAGUGUAAUGACUCGACCAAGGCCAGCUCGCACUGUAUCCCACCAAGUCAGGUCUGUGACGGCGUCAAGCAGUGCAGGGAUGGAUCUGAUGAACAGAACUGUAAGCGAUACACGUGCCUGUCGAACCAGUUCAAGUGCUACACCGAUUCGCGGUGCAUCUCGCUACCUCAGCGCUGUGACGGCCGUGAGGACUGCUUAAGUGGCGAAGAUGAGCUCAACUGUCCAAUCACAUCAUGUCCUCCCACGAAGUUCCGAUGCCGUAACACAGGGCGAUGCAUCCCGUAUGUUUGGCGCUGCGACGGCGCCAAUGACUGUGGCGACAUGAGUGACGAACCACAUGACUGUAAGAACAAGACGUGCCUUGAAGGGUACUUCCAGUGUAACUCAACUGGUCAGUGCAUCCCUGACAAAUGGAAGUGUGACGGUGAACAUGACUGUGGAGCCAAUGAUAUGACAGACGAACCAAAGGACGAAUGCAGCCAAGCAACAUGCUCUACCACGUAUUUCAAAUGUGAGAAUAAUCGUUGCAUUCCUGGUAGAUGGCGCUGCGAUUAUAGUAACGACUGUGGCGACAAUUCGGAUGAGAAAGGCUGCAAAUUGCGUCCAUGCUCUGAGAGUGAGUUCAACUGCUCUAAUGGCCACUGUAUCCCUCACUACUGGCGUUGUAACGGUGAAAGUGAUUGUAACGACGGGAGUGACGAGAAAGACUGUCACCAACAGUGUGCGGGCAAGUUCCAGUGUGUUUCCUCUAACUACUGCAUCCCAACAAGCUGGAAAUGUGAUGAUGAGAUCGACUGUGCAGACGGCUCAGAUGAAUCUGGAUGCAACAAGACGUGCAGCACGGGUGAGUUCGCCUGCGAUAACGGCCACUGCAUCCCGGGAUCUUGGCGUUGUGACGGCACGGAUGAUUGCGAUGACAACUCGGAUGAAUUAACAGGAUCCUGCAAAAACCUGACCUGCCCCGGCCGCCACCAGUGCCCAGAUGGUGUGUGCAUCCUGCCCUCCCAGGUCUGCGAUGGCAUCAAUCAUUGUGCAGAUACUUCAGAUGAACAAAAUUGUACCCUGGGUAGUGGAUGCAAAUCUGAGGAGUUUGAAUGCGAGUUCACAAAACAGUGCAUCCCGAAAAAGAACGUUUGUGAUAAGUUCACGGAGUGUGAGGAUGGAUCUGAUGAAUAUGUGUCACUCUGUCGCAAUUCUGUUGUUGACUGUGGCGCCCUCAAGUGUGAAUACAAGUGUACUAAGAUCGGGAGUACUGCCGUCUGCUUGUGUCCUGACCAUAAACAACUCGCUCCAAAUGGAAGGAACUGUAUAGACGUCAACCAAUGUAAGAUCUGGCGAACCUGUGAGCAGAAAUGUGAGAAGAAUCGCGGUGGCCACAAGUGUUCAUGCGCAGACGGCUACAUCAACGUGGCCGUGGAAACCAACGGGCCGCCCGUCUGCAAGGCACAAGGCAACCACCCCUACCUCCUGAUGUCUGUCGAGAACGUCCUACGCAGUGUUUCACUCAAUCUUGGACAAGCUGGCUUCGGAGUCUUCACAGAGAUACACAAGCACACCAAGAAGGUCGAAGCCAUUGAUGCCUUCAUCAAUCCUAAUGCCAAGGCUGGUGAGGACAACAUCACCAUCUUUGCUGCCACCUAUCAGCCAGCUGCCAUACUUAGAAUGCCAUUCAAUGAUAAAGAGGUCGUCCGUACAAAGCGAUCGGUAGAACUGAGUCAAGACCCCCAGGCACUGCCGCUUGAGGGUCUCCAAGAACUCCGUGGCCUCGCCGUCGACUGGAUCAGUAAGCGUAUCUACUGGACUGACGCUGGUCAGGAUAAGAUUGAGAUGGCCAACUUCGACGGGACCGAUCGCCGGACGGUCAUAUCAACCGAUCUUGAUCAGCCACACAGGAUUGUGGCACACCCGCAGAGCAGCAAAAUCUACUGGACUGACUGGGGUGUCAAUGCCAAGAUCGAAAAGGCAAAUCUCGAUGGCUCAAACCGCACCACCCUUGUGACCUAUGACCUCAUCUGGCCGACAGGAUUGGCUAUCGACUACCCCAAUGAGAGGCUCUACUUUGCUGAUACGAAAAAGGGAACGAUCGAGACUGUUAAUUUGGAUGGGAGUGAUCGGAGGAUUGUCAAGACUUUCCAGAGAAAUGACGACAAACCUUACAUGCUGGAUAUAUUUGAGAACAGUCUGUACGUCACCACUUACAAGAAUAAUGACGUCUUCAAGAUAAACAAAUACAACGCCUCCAAGCAGACGUACAUCGUACGAAACAUGCCGUCACGUACGAGGGUCGGCCAUAUUGUUAUCAUCCAGGAACAGAAACAGACACGGAAAGUGCCUAACCCCUGUUCUCAACUCCUGUGCCCCGGUCUCAACACUCUCUGUAUCAACCUGCCCUUCCUUCCACCCAAUGACCAUUCAUGCAUCUGCCCCAAUGGCUACAGCCGUAACGGCCAUGACUGCCUCCCGGCCAAGGACUGCCCCAAAGAUCUCUGUAUGAACGGAGGAGUUUGUCAGAGAGCGGAAAACAACCAACCAAAAUGCAGCUGUCCCAAACGCUAUUAUGGUGCGUUCUGUCAGAAUGAGCGCUGCUAUAAAAAUAUCUGCCUCCAUAACGGCACAUGCAACGUUGAUGAUAAGUUACAGGUGUCCUGCAGUUGUCCCAUGGAAUAUUCUGGCAGCCGCUGUGAAGUCCACAAGUGUACCAGCUACUGCCAGAACAAUGGUAACUGUACAGUGGUGCCAACCGGCAAGGCUUUCUGCGAGUGUCCAUUCGACUACGGUGGUCCACAAUGCCACACAAAGAGAACUGAUCUGUGCAAGGACUACUGUUUGAACGGCGCCCUCUGUGUGGUGACGGGAGAAGCAGGCAACGAAAGACCGACUUGCGCUUGCAGAGACGGCUUCACUGGAGAAAGAUGUGACCAGUGCAAGGAUCACAAGUGUUAUUUUGGCGGCUACUGCAAUAAAAACAAAUCCUGCAGUUGUCCAAUCGGAUUGAGUGUUGAUUACAACUGCAAAGAGACGGACUGUAAGGGUUUCUGUGCCAAUAAUGCCACGUGCCGAUUGGACGAUAAGAUGAAGCCAGUUUGUGUGUGUCCGCCGCGUUACCACUCGUUGAGAUGUCACUUAGAAAUGUGUGAAGGUUUCUGCAAAAGAGGAAACUGUAGUUACGAUGAUAAUGACCAGCCGAAGUGUACAUGUCCACCUAGUUACCGUGGCAGCACAUGCGAUCAGCUGAUAUCAACAUGCUAUGAGGGACUCUGUAAAAACAAUGGAAUGUGUAAGCUAGAUAAAAAUGAAGCUGGUAACCCACCAACAUGCAUCUGUCAGCCAGGAUUCACUGGCAACUUGUGUGAGAUUGCGCCAGGAUGUGACAAUUUCAUCUGUGAACAUCAUGGGUAUUGUGUACAAGAUACAGAGACUAAAAUGCCAACGUGCAUUUGCUCCCAUUUCUGGACAGGUACCCAUUGUGCAGAGCCCUCUUCAGUCCAGUGUAAGAACUACUGCUUCAAUAAUAGUACAUGUAUAGGGUGUACCAUAGAAAAUGCUGAUUACAGCUGUAAAGAAUGCACGUGUGCGAAGGGCUGGAAGGGACCACGCUGUGAAGAUCGUGACUUCUCUGUCGGUCGACGUACAGGCCAGCUAGAGGGAUCCACGAUAGCGGCUGUGGUGGUCCCCAUCCUUAUUUGUCUCAUCAUAUUUACUCUCGUAGCGGGAGUGUGUAUAUUCAGGAAAAAAUACUCAAAUAAACAAUUCCAUCACGCGAGAUUAGUGGAUAAUUCCAAUGUUGAGAUUAGUAAUCCUAUUUAUCGGGCGGGGAUGGAGGAGGAAACGAAUGUAGAUAUAGAACAGCCGUUUGAUCCUGAAAGGGUCCUAAAUUAUACGAACCCCAUGUACCAAGACGGCAUGUUAUUUUCAGACGGUACCACGCCGGUGCGGAACGAAGAGAAAAAAGAAUUACUUGACAAUGAUCAGUUAUCUAAUAUGCGAUUCGGUGAAGAUUAGCAUAAAUUUGCAUAAAACAUUGUGAUUGGCUAGUAUUAUGAAGAAUGCAAAUUGCAGCUGAAUGUGUGAUAUAGUAUUUUACUUUCAAGUGACUAAAAGUGGAUAGAGCUUGGAAUGUUGAUAAAGACUAAGAACUCGUAGAAUUGCGAUGGUUAGACUCAGUAGGGGCUGAGAACGGCCAUCAAUGAGUGGUGGACAUUUCACCCCUGAAGGUUCGUAAUUGGCCUGUUCCCAGAUCAGCACCCCUGGUGGAGGAGUUCUGUUAGCAGGGGAACAAAAUGGCUGACUUGUGGGGUCAGAAUUUGAAAGCCGUGAUGUUGAGCUGCCCCAGUACGUGGCAAAGUUCAACAACUCCACGGCAGGAGUUGCUCAUCUGAAAAGAGGUGAAUUCAUUGAAGAAGUUGGUUUGAAACUGCUUCUCAAGUUGGUUUCAAAUUAUAUGUUCCUUUGAUCUUCUUUUGAUUUAACGAGGAGAGAGCUGAGGGUGAAAAAUCCUCUCUUUUUUAGAUGAGCAUCACGUAUGAAUCAUCCAUUGAAGCUAAAUGUUGAACUAUUCUGAAACUAUGAAAAGCUGCCUGAUUUUAAAAUGCCAAAAUGCUUGGCCCUUAGAUGUUCAAAUGUGGAGAUAAUCAAUGAAAUAAUGCAACUCAGGCAGUUUAAAUACCGGUACGAAUGGAUAUUCAAAUAUGUGUUUUAACCUUAGCACCUCAGUUACCUGAAUAGGCUCUAUCCCAUUAACUAGAGUCUGUGCAGGGAAAUUGGGUGAGAAGGUAAUUACACCCCUGCUUUCCUGAAUGGAUUCUUCUGGAAGUGUCCAUGCAUGGAAGUUGGGUCAAAAGCUCACAGCUGUUUCAUUUCAUUUCAAACCAAAUAACUUUUGGGUAUCUUUUUUAUAAAACAGCUGGAUAUCAUUUGGGCAUUUCUUCAUUGUGUUCAAGAGCGAGAUCUGCCUGGUUUUUUGUGGCAAGUCGCAAUUAGUGGUCUUUGCAUGUUGAACGUGUGUGUUCUAGUUUACAGCAUGUUGAAAUACGUGACCUAGAUACUAAGGUAGUUUGCUGAACACUUGAUGCUAGACGUUCUUGUAAUUUAUUUGAUGCAUAUUUUUAGUUGACUUCCCUGAUGUCGAAACCAUUUUUCCCCAGAAGCCAGAAUAUGCUACCACAUUUGAGUUUGUGCUAAUGAUAUUUCACAGUACUGUUACAUAAUUUGAUUAUGUGAUUAGUUUUGAUUAAUUCCGAUACCAUGGUUACAGAUACCGAUACCAUGGUUACCGAUACUAUGGUUACAGAUUGUUUUGUUUCAGGGUUAAUUUCUUAUUUAAAUGGCCGAGUUUCGGUUCAGAUUUUGUUUGGGGAGUUUUCGUUGAGUGACCUUUCCAUUGAAUGGUUGAAACCAGUAGCUUUAAGGUUAAGGUGAGGAAGGGGCAUCUUGUUAAAUUCUUGAAAGAUACUUAAUAAACAAAUCAAAAUCAAGGUUCAGAUGAUAACCAUUAGCUUUCUAAUAAAUGAUCGUGUUAUUAGCUUUCGGCAGUUUUCGUUUUUUUGGGCAACUUUUCUUUUCCCGCUCAGUCAGUUUAUGGUGUCAGAAAUUGACAACUAAUUGAUGAAAUUACAUGUAUACUUUAAAUAACUAACUGAAGUCUGGUAGUACAUACAGGAAUGUUAUGCACAGCUUAUUUUUACCCAGUUCUUUGGGUUGAAGAUUAUUUUUUCUUAAUUUGACAGAGUAUUAUCCCUGUAAAUAAUACACAUAACACAUUCGGUCAUGAGAAUAUCCAUCUUGGUCAUUUGUAUUUGCAUAUUCAUUACAGUAUUUGCAUAUUCAUUGUAAAAAAUUGCAUAUUUUGAAAUUUGCAUAUUCUCAUCAUGGUGGAGUCAGUCUCGUCUAUUUUGUAUAAAGCUCGCCACUCAAUCUUGUGAAUAAGCUGUAUAUUUUUGUAACAUUUUGACGACGGAGGCAACGCAGUGCUGAGCUAGCUAUUAAAGUGUUAAUACAUUGUAAUUAUGUAAAUCAGACAUCAGUGUGUUGUUGCCAUAGAAACCAAGAAGGCCGUUCUUUAGUGGUUCUUGGUGGUUGCCCGAGUAAUGAGGAAUUAACUUAAUUUGUACUUAUUUUAUACUGAUGUCAAAAUUAUUGGUGCAUCAGUGAUAAACUGAUGCUUGUUUGAGUGUGUUCAGGGAGAGAAUCCCUUCUAGAAUCUGAGUCAACCUGGGGACUGAGAGGGUUUUGACAAUACUUAGGCAGUAAAUUCUCAUAUAAUUUGGCAACUUUUGGAAGAAGAAUUCACUUUCUGCUCAAGGUUGAUUUGAAACCUCUUAGUCCUAAUUGUAGACAAUUAAGCUGUAUAUCUUGAAUCCGCGAACAUUUUGUAUUUUCUACUUCAUUCCGAUGUCAAUAUUCCUGUGUUCAUGUUUUUAAAUGAAUUUUAGUGUAUAAUAUCUUUGAGGUUGUGUACUGUUUGAUCUGAGACCUUUGACUCUCUGUUACAUGCUCAGUGGUACACCCUGUAAAACAGGUUUGCGUAAAGUAAGUUUAUAGUGUAGUGUCAGCCGUACUGACAGGGCCAGCCAAACUUGCUUGUGGGCCAUUCUGAAUGUAAGACAAGGAGGUAGUUUGUACCCUCAUCAUGUAAUAGAGAGGUCUAGCUGACGCGAUUUGAAUUCUUAUACAAUGCUUGUGAACUGUAACACCUGUCAGGAGACGUUAGGAUUAGUAGGUGGCAGCACUGUUGACAAACUGGAGAGACUAUAUUCAGUUUGAUGUCUCUGUAGGUACAGUAAAGCACUUAUGAGAGAAACCGAGAAGGUUCUCGCUGAAAUCAAGAGAUUAAAUAAAAUAUUUUCAGUUCAA
Lineus longissimus is the source of this 17488-nucleotide messenger RNA. Its product is annotated as prolow-density lipoprotein receptor-related protein 1-like. The record is from RefSeq and is a predicted model, not a curated record. The transcript is spliced from 86 exons. NCBI's taxonomy places the organism in Eukaryota, Metazoa, Nemertea, Pilidiophora, Heteronemertea, Lineidae. Gene Ontology annotation, cellular component: signaling receptor complex; apical plasma membrane; plasma membrane. Gene Ontology annotation, biological process: receptor-mediated endocytosis. Gene Ontology annotation, molecular function: low-density lipoprotein particle receptor activity; hormone binding; calcium ion binding. Bases 56 to 14638 code for a protein of 4860 amino acids.